AUGUUUUAUAAUCUCAACCUGAAGACCCAAUCAGGUGGUUUUCCUGACAGGGAACCUGAUUUGGAUGAUCUUUUGGAUGGAAUUGAUUUUAAUGAAAAGGGUAGUUCUAAAACAGGGACCGCAGCAGCAAGCUCAACGUUAGAGACAAGCUUUGAUUCCUUAAAGUUGUCUGCUGAGGCUAAACCUUUGGGCGUAUCGUCAUUGAACGAGUCAUCCAACACCUCAUCAACCAUCAACUCCGCUGUGCGUGGUGUACAAAAGAAGAGUGGUGCCACCGCCACAUCCAGCUCCCGACGGAGUCUUCUCGAUUCUUUACUGAAUCCUGAAGAUACAGAUACCAUGGCUGGUGGGACUGAGGUCAAUCUGGACAGUUCAUUUGAGGUUAAGGCCGCACCCACGGCAGCCACCUCUCGACGCUCUGUGCGGUUUUCGGAAAAACCGCAAGGCGACAAUGCUCCAGAUCUUACCAGUGUGAGUGAGAAGACAAAACGGGAUGGUGAUGUUGAUGUCAAUGACAAAGCCAUUAUCUCGCGACCACGGACAGCGCCGUCAGAGCGGGAUAAGUCAGGCAUGGGAUGGGGUGACCUUGAGGGGGAUCUGGACUGGUUCUCGAAGGAUCACAAUGUUGGUAGUGGUAGGGGUAGUGGUGAAUUUAAGGGAGGCAUGCAAAAAACCACCUGCAAUAUCUCUAUCGAGGGAGGUCUAGAUUUGGAUGCCACGCUAACUGAAAAGAAGGCUGUCUCUGGAGGAAGAACGAAUCCUACGGAGGAGAGAUCCAUCCUCGUUGGCGGUGGCAAAGGGAACUCGGUUCGACGGUCAAUAAACUUUCGAGGGUCGAAGGAACGAUCUCCGUCUUGGGAGCCUCAGCGAUCGCCUUCAUUCCUGGUACUUUUUCUCUUCUGCAGCAUUGGGAAGAUGAAAGUGGCGACUCAAAUAUCAUGCCUCAUCCAUUUUACAAAACACCGACAGACUGUGCAGCCAGGUCGUUAUCGGAUCCUCUCAGGAGUGUAUGCUCAGGAUGUCCAAGUUACAAUUAAUGAUGCCGCGACGGAUGGUUCAGAGACUGCACCGAAGCUAAGACAACUGCAAGCUGAAGUUGAGGCUUUGCGCGGGCUCCUCAAAAUGACAAAAGACUACCACCGAGAGGAAAUCAAGUUGCUUGAGCAGUCUCACUCGUCAAAAAUGAAGUUACUGGAGGAAAAUUCCCUUCGAAGGGAGAAGCAUCUACAGGAGGAGCUGGACUUCACCGUGUCGCAGUGCAAGUUACGGAUUGGUCAGUUGGAAAGCUUCCAAGAAACAGCUCGAGCCGACUUCGCCGACACCAUGGCGGCAGCAAGAGAUGACGCUCUAAAGGCGGUAGCUUCGCUCCGCAACGAACACACUCUAGAAUUAGAGGCUCUAACCGAACGACAUGCCAAAGCAUUAACAAGUCUGCGAGAAGCAAAUGCCACCGAGGCGCGAGUUCUCACAGAGAUGCAACCAGCCGCGGAAGCCUUGCAAGCUCUCCUCGGCCAACUUCUCUUAGCCACAAAAGAAGUGCAGCAAGCAGAAGUUGAGCAUCAAACCGCGGUAGCUCAGCGUCUUGUCAAAUUGGAGAGACGUGAGGAGCUUAUUCGACAGGCCGAAGAACGGUUGUGGGACAGGGAAAGGGAGUCCGACAAGACGCAUAAGCUGCUAACAGAGGCGGUGGGAAAAAUGGAAGUACAGUUGAGAGAACAGAGCAAAUUGUUGGAGGAUGAUAGGUGGACACUGAAACAGGAGCAGGCGCGUCUGACAAAAAUUCAAGUAACGCUGGAGGAAGAUCGACGAGCUCAAGUUGAACAAGCAGGAAGGGAGCGCAUUGAACUUCAGCAGCUUAUAACAAAUUUUUUUGAUGAGCACAGAGAAAGUCAGUCUCGUUUAUCAGCAGAACGAAACGCCAUAGCAGAGGAGCAACAGAAGUUUCGAGUUGAUCAACUUUGUUGGCGCCGACGACAGGAGGAGGAAGAGAAGAAAUUGACAUGUGUGAGCCACUUGAAUGAGGAGAUGACGAGAACAAAGGAAUCACUUCAGAUAGAAAAACACGCUCUCGAGGAAAGAAUGCAUCAACUGAAACUUAAUGAAGUAAAACUAACCGAAACGCAACACCAUCUGGACAUUGUUAGGAGUAAUCUGCAGGGCAAAGAGGUCUGUCUAAACGAGCGCGAAGCCGAACUGGACAGACGGCAGGAGGAGCUGUCGAAUCGUGCCAGUACACUGAGUGGGACACAGGCGGCGGUGGCUGAAAUCGACGCUAAGUGUCGUCGACUGUUGGAGGAGCAGGCCCGGGCUCAGGCGGAGCUGCAGAGUCGCAAACAGGAAAUUGAAGACAUGGAGAAAAGGCUUACAAAAGAUAACGAGUUCUUGGAGGAUGAACGAAUAUUUUUAAGUGUACUCAGACAUGCUCCCUACACGCAAUGA
Molecule: messenger RNA, 2439 nt
Organism: Hydatigera taeniaeformis
Lineage: Eukaryota; Metazoa; Platyhelminthes; Cestoda; Cyclophyllidea; Taeniidae
Source: the annotation of a GenBank genome assembly